UAUGAAUGUUUUGAAACAAUCAUUAUUAUUUGACGAGGCACUGCGAGACUCGCCACUGUUUAAAGCGUACCUGAAAGGGUACGAAGAGCGCAUAAGUGCCUUUGGAAAAAGUGUGAACAAGAUCAGCAAUGCGUGCGAUGAUCUUAGCAGAAUCCAAACACUUAUAAACAAUUUCAGAUUGUCAUUCACAACUUCGUUUAAAUCAAUGGCAGAGGACUUGGUUGUUGAUCGGGUUCUCAAGAAUGCUGUUGAUGUGUUUAACGACCUGAUUGAGACUAUUUGUAAUGGAAUAUUUUCUACCCUGCAAGAAAUGCGUGACCAUGUUCUUGAAGCUAUGGUUGAUAUCUUCAAAAUGCACCUGCAGAGGAUAGAUGAUAAGAGUAAGCAGUACUACUCCCGCUUUGACUUCUUCGAGACCACCCUGAUGAAGGGAGUGAUGGGGGGACCGGGGGGAGGGCUGGGGCCGUUCAACGUAAGUAGACGACAUGACAACCACAAAAACUCUUCGAGUAGUUCAGAUUCGACUGCCAACAGCUCCAGAAUAGCUUUCAAACACAGUGCUCUAGAGGUGGCCAAAGUAUUCAACAUCUUCCGAAUCGAAUUCCGAGAACAGAUUCUGAACUCUUUUCCGCGAAUUGUGAAGUGCAUCAGUGGUUUCAGUGAGAAGUUGUUCGACAAAACCAGACAACUUAUACCCAAUGUAGAAACGGUUUCCGCGCUGAUAGCCCGCGCACUUGUCGAGUACAAAGAAGAGAAAGAGUAUGUGGCGCAUAGAUACGAGCAGUGCAGAAAACGAUGUGUGCCCUCCUCUGACGAAAUGGGCUCACCUGCCUCGGGGACUAUGAGUGGAACGAUGGUGAUUGCACCCCCUUUGCCCUAUCUCACAAGCUGUAAUAUUAUUAUUCUCCAGGGAUACCUGAUGAAACAGCCUCAUACCAAAUUUGGACCGUGGAGCAGAAGAUGGUUUUAUUUAGUGGACGAUAGACUGCUCUAUUAUAGAACGAGUGAUGGGGUUUUAAGUCUUCCUGGAAAGAAAGAGAGUGACUUCAAAAUAGUGACAGACUGUCUGAAUAAAUCGUGGCUGAUCCGGGCCAAAAAGGACAGGAAAGAGAACAUUUUACUAGAACUGCAGGGACCCUCUGAUCAAAGCUCAUCCUCCUCCAACAGUAAAUCGUCCGCCAACGCAUCCGGUGGUGGUGGUUCUUCGGGCUCCUCGAAACACACAUCCCUGCUUCUCCAAGCAGAGUCGAGGGCGGAGAGUUCUCUGUGGCAAGAUGUGAUCUUCGCCACUAUUCAGAAUUCAGCUUCAAACUCACCCGCCCCACCCACCAACUCCUACUCAAACUCAAACUCGAGUGAGUUGGUGUUGGUGGACACCAUCAUCAAGCCAGAGUUCUCCUAUACCAGUCCCAUUGAGGAGUUUGCCAGACUGGACGAGAACAAGUACUGCUGCGACUGCUCUGCCCUGGAUCCCUGCUGGGCUGUGGCACCCUUCGGAAUCACUGUUUGCUCCAGCUGCGCACAGGUACACAGAGCCCUAGUGCCGCCAUCUUCAAAAUGCUCCAAGGAUGCCUAUAAGAAUGCGGGUCCGAAGUCAAGUCAGACUGGCGGUGGUUCUCUGCAGCAGCGUGUGUUGAGUCUGACUCUGGACGAGUGGAGGCCGGAAGUGGCGGCUCUGAUGAAGCUGUUAGGAAACAAGUUCGCCAAUAGCAUCUACGAGGCCCAUAGGACAGACGAACUGGAUAAGCCCUCUUUCGACAGUGACAUGGUGACGCGUGAGAAAUGGAUUUUGGGUAAAUAUGUGGAGCAGCGGUUUGUGAGACAUCUCAGUCAAGGAGACGUGCAGAACUUCAACCCCAGUCACAAACUGUUCUCUGUUGUGAACUCAGAGAGCUGUGACGUGGGUCUAAUUCUGCAGUACAUAUCGCAGGGGGCGGAUGUGAACUGGAAAAAUGAAAAGAGUGACAACAUGACGUCACUCCACAAUGCCACAUUCGGGGGCAAGCUGACGUGUUGUGAGCUGUUGAUGCAGCAGGGUGCAGACAUCGACUCAGUGGACUCCUUGGGUCGCACUCCUCUCCACUACGCCUGCAUGAACAGCAACCGAAUGGUAGCCUGUCUCCUUCUCAACCACGGCGCAGAUCCACACGCAUUAGACAUGGACGAAAAGACCCCGAUGGACGUGGCCACCGAAGCACAGGACAGAGAACUGCUCUGUGUGCUCAAAAUAUCCCAGGCACUGCGCAAGUUCCAACCUGUUGAAAUGGCCGACAACAGUAGAUUUGCUUCCAGUCCUCAAAGUGCCCGGCUUGCUCGAGCGCCCACCAAAAACCACAGAUCAAUUGUGUCACGCAACGCAAACAACAUGUAAUAACUUCUAUCCCCCCUACCACACAGUUAGAAGAGAGGCUAACUAGCAUAAGGAAUCCCCAUAUGAAAUAAGUACAAACUGUGAGAUAUUGACUCGAAAUCUAUCGAUGCAGUGUAAUGUAAAGAUAUUUAAUUUCACAACAGAUCAAAUCAUUUUAAUUUUGUAAUGUAAAUUGAUACUUUUUUCAUUAAUAUUGUUUAGUCUUCAUCUGGUUUCGAGGUUUAGAAAUUUAAUGUAAAAGGAUUUGACAAUAGAUUAUUUGAAUCAA
Messenger RNA from Symsagittifera roscoffensis, 2639 nucleotides. RefSeq names its product arf-GAP with coiled-coil, ANK repeat and PH domain-containing protein 3-like. Lineage: Eukaryota; Metazoa; Xenacoelomorpha; Acoela; Convolutidae. The transcript has 20 exons. Gene Ontology annotation, molecular function: GTPase activator activity; protein binding. The coding region runs from base 2 to 2371 and encodes 789 amino acids. Gene Ontology annotation, cellular component: cytoplasm. The record is from RefSeq and is a predicted model, not a curated record.